GAUUCCAGUGAAAAAAUGAAUCGCUUUUCUACCAAGUACACAGAGCAUAAAACAGUGACCAACAAGCUGGUGAAAUGGGAGGACUCAAAAGCCACAAGAAUAGUACGGAUUUCAGUUACAGAUGGCAAUGCUACGGACUCAUCUGGUGAUGAAAAGGAGGAAUCGAAAAGGCAUCAUCCAAGAGUCAAAAAACAUAUAAACGAGAUAAGAAUAACAAGUUGUGGGAGCGACAGAGCAGCAGAGGAUGCAAAAAAAAUUUCAAAAGUGGUAAGCCGGCAACAAGUUGUGAAAAAAAUUUCAAGGGAUCAAUGUUCUUAUCCAGGGGGGAAAAGGUAUCGUGGUGUGAGACAAAGGCCAUGGGGGAGGUGGGCAGCAGAGAUCAGAGACCCUUAUAGGAGAAUCCGGCUAUGGUUAGGGACUUAUGAUACAGCAGAGGAGGCAGCCAUGGUUUAUGAUCAGGCUGCUAUUCGUAUUAAAGGACCUGAUGCACAAACCAAUUUCACAAAACCUCCGGUGAGCAAACAACAUGCCCCAGAUGUUGAUAUUAACGUUAACAUUUCUGGGUAUGAGUCUGGUAAAGAAUCUCAUAAUAGUCUGUGUUCUCCAACUUCUGUGCUUAGAUUUCAAUCUACAGAGGAACUGGGGCCACAGUCACAGGCUGCCGUACAGAGUGAUUGUUGCUGGAGGAUACAAACGCAAGAAGAGGUGGUUCAAGAAGAAAUUAUUAAGGUCGGUGAGGAUGAUGAGUGUUUGGUUACAGAUCCUUUUUGUUUGAAAGAGUUUUGGGAUUUUGAAAAUCCUGCUCCGAUUUUUUUGGAGGAGUGUAGUGUACCGGAUACUGUUUUGAGAGAAGAUUAUGCUGAUAUCUCGGUACAUUUGGAUGGUGAUUUGGGUUCCUGUUUAUGGGAUGUCGACAAGUACUUUGAGGCUUAAUUACUCUCCAUUUGGGUUUAAGGUUAUAGCUACCUACCUACUGAUAUGAUGGUUUGGUAAAUUCCGAGGGGAGUUUUGGAUCAGUACCGCCCUGUUUUGUUUUUCCGUUUUAGAUGUAGUAGUUUUGUCUAAAA
Populus euphratica (Euphrates poplar) is the source of this 1067-nucleotide messenger RNA. RefSeq names its product ethylene-responsive transcription factor CRF5-like. Bases 16 to 933 code for a protein of 305 amino acids. Lineage: Eukaryota; Viridiplantae; Streptophyta; Magnoliopsida; Malpighiales; Salicaceae. The transcript has a single exon. Gene Ontology annotation, molecular function: DNA-binding transcription factor activity; DNA binding. Gene Ontology annotation, biological process: regulation of DNA-templated transcription. The record is from RefSeq and is a predicted model, not a curated record.